AUGAAGUUCUCCAAAUGCACAUCUGGAGAAAGCUACAGAACUUUCUUUGAAGUACCCAAGGAAGCUGAUAAUGGAACAAUGUUGGCAACGUUUAGGGAAGCAGAUGCUUACCUGUGCUCCAACUGUGUACCAGCUUGGCUCGCUGACAAGGCCGGAAACAGUGGAGACCAUUGCAUCGUGAUUGGAGACAACGAACAAGGUUACGACCUGUAUUUGUUCUGCAUCCCCAAACAUUAUGUGAAUGAUUUGGACAAAGUCUUCAUUCCUCACGGGCUUAUCAUGGACAGGACGGAGAGGUUAGCCCGGGAAAUUAUGAAAGGCAUGGGGGGGGGGCACCACAUUGUGGCUCUCUGUGUCCUGAAGGGAGGCUACAAAUUUUUUGCCGAUUUACUGGAUUAUAUUAAAGCCCUGAAUCGGAACAGCGACAAGUCCAUUCUGAUGACCAUGGACUUCAUCUGCCUGAAGAGCUACUGUAAUGACCAGUCAACCGGUGAUAUCAAAGUAAUUGGCGGGGAUGACUUAUCAACCUUGACUGGGAAAAAUGUCUUGAUUGUAGAAGAUAUCAUAGACACUGGGAAGACCAUGCAGAUUCUCCUGUCCCUGCCCCAGCAGCACAUAAUACCAGGGGUAUAUAAAAUUUUGACAAAUAGCACUUCAUGA
This is a messenger RNA of Thamnophis elegans (Western terrestrial garter snake), 660 nucleotides long. Its product is annotated as hypoxanthine-guanine phosphoribosyltransferase-like. The coding region runs from base 1 to 660 and encodes 219 amino acids. Gene Ontology annotation, molecular function: magnesium ion binding; hypoxanthine phosphoribosyltransferase activity. The transcript is spliced from 2 exons. The record is from RefSeq and is a predicted model, not a curated record. Gene Ontology annotation, biological process: IMP salvage; GMP salvage; guanine salvage. NCBI's taxonomy places the organism in Eukaryota, Metazoa, Chordata, Lepidosauria, Squamata, Natricidae.